AUGGAGUAUAUGGAAAUAGAAAAGAGUGAAGGUGCAGUCGAUGAUGACUCCGUCUGGAUGUCUGCCUCAAGUUUCACCAUAUUUACAAUGACAGCAGGCUUUGGAUUAUUAGAGAGUGGAAGAGUUGCUUCGAAAGAUGAGGUUAAUGUUAUGGUCAAAAAUGUCAUCGAUAUGAUAUUCGGAGGAUUGGCGUAUUGGAUGUUUGGCUUCGGGUUUACAUUCGGAUCAGCUGAAGCUUGCCCAUAUUUAGGAAUUGGAGAUUAUUUCUUCGAUCCUGAGAGAAAUGGUCAAUCUUCAUUGCAUUUGAAAGGAGAAUCAUAUGCUCUAUUCUUAUUUCAAAUGAGCUUUGCUACCACAACAGCUACAAUCGUAUCGGCUGGAAUGUCCGAACGUGUUCAUCUGAAAUCACAUUGUUUCGUUAGUUUUUUUGUUACGUUAAUACAUUCUGUUGCGGGACACUGGAUCUGGGCUGACGAUGGCAUUUUUCGGACAAUGGGCGUAGUCGAUUCCGCUGGUUGCAGUGCUGUACAUUUGGUAGGAGGAAUAGCGGGUAUGAUAGGUACAUUGUAUCUUGGGCCGAGGCAAAAUCGUUUCAAACAACCUAAACACAUUAGUGACCCUACUAAAUCCAUCUUAGGUUUAACAAUGAUUUGGUGGGGUUGGUUGGCUUUCAACACUUCCUCCAACUAUUCAGUUUCCAAUAAGCAGUGGACUGAAGGAAUAAGAUCCGCUGUCGGUACGGUCUUAGCUUCAGCUGGCGGAGGGAUUGUGGCCCUCAUCAUAACGCGGGUUUCAGUGAAAAAGAUUCAGAUCGAUAUGCUCAUUGAUGGAUUAUUGGCUUCAUUAGUUUCUAGUACAGCUGGAUGUCUGUUCUAUUCUCCUUGGCAGGCAACCGUAGUUGGCUCAGUUGGAGCUGCAUUGGCUCUAUUCAUGUACCCUGUGCUAGAAUAUUUUCAUAUCGAUGACCCAGUUGGUGUGAUUCCAGUUCAUGUUGUUGGAUCUAUAUGGGGAAUGUUGGCACCGGCUUUUUUCUUGAAUUCCGAUUUUGGAUUAGAAUCGCAUAAUGUCACAAACAUGGACAACCUCUCUGGUCUUUUCUACGGAGGAGGAAUUAAGUUGUUGGCACGUCAAGGCUUGGCCAUGAUUUGUAUAGCAGCCUUCUCCGCAUGUUCAGCUUUCAUAAUUCUAUUUACCCUUCAACAUUCGCCUGUAGGAUUAAGAUUAACACACUAUGAAGAAGAGAUGGGAGCUGAUCUUCGAGAACACGGCUUGGCCGGUGUUAACAUACAGCAAUAUACUGAAGAAAAAAAAUUAACUACAGAAACUCUCAGUGCUGUUCUUAUCAUGGUCGUUCGAUGGAAAAUGAAGGCAAGGGUUGGUGCCGAAAGACGACGACGACUCCAACAGCUCGCAAACAAGAAUGCAAUACAUCCAGCAGAGCAAUCUUUCUCUUCGGCUCUUCCGAUUUCUGACGGAAUGCUAAUAGUUCGGCGGAGGCAUAGCCAAGGACAGAUUGAGCCCAUGCAUGCUUCGGAAGCAUGA
Messenger RNA from Auanema sp. JU1783, 1542 nucleotides. The record is from the annotation of a GenBank genome assembly. Lineage: Eukaryota; Metazoa; Nematoda; Chromadorea; Rhabditida; Rhabditidae.